CCCCCCCCUGUCCCCCGUCCCCCGUCCCAGAACGAAGAUACGCGAGCUGUGGUGAAUGGACCGGAGACUCUCUCGUCUGGUUUGCAGACUGCAGCAAGAAUAACUUUGUGACAAGACCUCUGUGCAAUGGCCGACAAGCUCGCCAACGUGAGAAAGAAGUUCGUGGAACAGGUGUCCAUAGGAACUCUUGAUCGGCUCCUAGACAACAUUCUGGAGGAUCGCAUUGUGAACAACUGGCAAAAAGACACCAUACUGGAGAGGAACAGCAGCAGAGAGAACAAGGCGCGCUGCCUCAUCGACACGGUGAAGAAAAAAGGCGAUAAAGCCAGCACGAUGAUGAUCGCUCACCUUCAAAACUGUGAUCCCUUUCUUUACUCUGAGCUGGGCCUCGGCCCGCUACCGCCUGCUCCACCUGCUGCAGAGCCUCGGAGCAUUAAGGAGGAGGGCCGGUCGACCACACUCAUCCCCACUACUGAGGAUUUCUGGAGGAAUAAACAGAACAAGAAAGAUAUUUACCCUGUGACCAAAGAUAACUAUAGGAAUCGUGUGGCGCUGCUUAUCACCAAUAUAAAGUUCACGCUUGAGGAAUUAGACAGACAUGGAGCUGAGAAAGACGAGGAGAACGCGGAGAAACUUCUCACAGAUCUGGGAUACGAGGUGGUGAAAUACACAAACCUCACUGCAAAGGCCAUCGAUGAGGCUGUAAUCAAGUUCUCUAAACAUCCAAAACUCCGAGAGACAGACAGUGUGAUGGUGGUUAUCAUGUCUCACGGGGAACUGGGAACUAUCCUAGGUGUGGAAACCUCAAAAUCUGAUGACAAGGAACCAGAUGAGUUCCCCAUCAACAACAUCUAUAAACACUUGGGUCCACAGAAAUGUCCGGCUCUGCUGAACAAAACUAAAAUCCUCAUCAUCCAGGCCUGCAGAGGAGGUGAGAAAGGCUCUGUGCUGGUGAGCGACUAUGCGGCUGUGCCUGAUAAAACCAGACUGCACGGGUUUUCUCCUGAAGACAUCGAGGACGAUAGUUGGCAAAGAAUCGAACACAGAGAAAAAGACUUCAUAUCUCUUCUCUCCUGCACGCCUGGCACCGUCGCAUAUAGACAUUCGGUUCUCGGGUCUUUUUUAAUCCAGUUUACUGUCGACGUAUUCAACAAGGCCGCAUAUGAGGAUGACAUCGAGGAACUCUUCAGGAAAGUCAUGCAACGCUUUGAAGAGUUCUGCCCUUCAAACAAAAGGCAGAUGGCGACCAAGGACAGAUGCACACUUACAAAACGCUUCUACUUUUAUCCUGGUCUCAAUGUGGUUUGAGACACUUCUUCUUAUGAACGUCUUAUAUCUUCAGGGAUUGGGAGUGUAGCCGCUGAGGUCAUGCAAGGAAAGAAGUCCUUAAGAAAAGCUGGAAGGGAUAGAAAUAUUGACAAGACAAGCCUCAAAAGAUUCAUAAAGUAAAAUCAGUAGCGUGGGGUGCAGUAGCUGAGGCAGAAAGAAUAUUCACAGAUGAGAUGGAGGAGGAGAAAAAAACGAGAAAAACAAUAUCCCUGUCCCUGCCAAUUGGACAGUGAAACAAUGUGAAGGUAAGCUAGGGUGUGCAAGAGAUCACAUGAAUCAUAAUAAUCAUAAAUGUGCCUAAUUGACCAAUCUCCAUGAUUCUGUUACUAGUCCGAUAUUAGUUUUGGAAUGUGUGGUUAUCAAUCUAGCUGUCAGGAUUUUAACUAUGACAACAUGUGUUGUUAUGGUAGUUUUAAAGGGGAAAAAGUAAGUGGACCACUAACCCCGUAGCCGGGGUAAAGUGAGACCCAAGACCACUUUUUAAAAAACAAUCAUAUUUUCACCGCCCUUUGUCCUGAAGACAUUCUGAUCAUUUCCAUUGCUAGGAAACAUCCUGAAUUAAUGGGAAAUGUGUACAUUUUACUGAUAUAUCAGUUUAGCUCGCCUAGAGGGGAGCAAAUGUAAAAAAUGUCUCACAUUACCCCGCUCUCUCUACACGUGUUCAUAAUGUGUGCUAUUGGCACAUAGGGGACCUAUUUACUUCAACGGCCCAUGUCUUCGUCAGUUUUGUAUUAUUCAAUUUUUACCCUUGGGUUAGGGUUAGGGUUUGGCCGCCGGAGAAUCUUUUUUAUCCCAGGGUUAAGGGUCCCAUACAGUCUAUGUGCAGAUGUUAGCUGACACUGGUUGAGAGGUGGGGAACACCCUGGUCUGGACAGGUUAAUAUCGCAGGGCUGUGUGUGUGUAUAUAAGCAGUUGAGUAAUGUGAACUUUCAUACUUUUGUACUUUUACUUGUGUAAGAUUCAUCAAUAACAGUUCACUAUGUGAUGUUACAUUUAUGAGUAAACAAGAAAAGUUCAAAUAAAUGUGAGAAUUGAAAAGACAAA
Molecule: messenger RNA, 2373 nt
Organism: Pleuronectes platessa (European plaice)
Lineage: Eukaryota; Metazoa; Chordata; Actinopteri; Pleuronectiformes; Pleuronectidae
Gene: caspa
Product: caspase a
Exons: 8
Coding region: 127-1308 (393 amino acids)
Biological process (GO): regulation of apoptotic process; proteolysis
Molecular function (GO): cysteine-type endopeptidase activity
Source: RefSeq, a predicted model, not a curated record